AUGCAGGAUGAAGAUGGAUACAUCACUUUGAACAUCAAGCCCCGAAAACCAACUCUCAGCUCAGCUGAUUCUGCUUCUUCUUGGUGGCGUCUGAUGGCUUUAAUUCUGCUGAUCUCAUCCAUGGGGCUGGUUGUUGGGCUCGUAGCUCUGGGCAUCAUGUCAGUUACACAGCAAAAGUACCUACUGGCAGAGAGGGAAAGUCUCUCAGCCACUCUGCAACAAUUGGCCAAGAAAGUCUGCCAAGACUUGAUUAAACAAUCAGAGCUCAAGACAAAGAACACAUUUGAGCACAAGUGCAGCCCCUGUGCCACACACUGGAGAUACCAUGGAGACAGUUGCUAUGGGUUCUUCAGACAUAACCUAACGUGGGAAGAGAGCAAGCAAUUUUGUGCUGAGCAGAAUGCAACGCUUGUGAAGGCUGCCAGACAGAAGACUGUGGAAUACAUCACAAACAGGAUCACUUCUGUCCGUUGGCUUGGAUUAUCACGCCAGAACUCUAGUAAGGACUGGAUGUGGGAAGAUAACACAGUUCUUCCCAAGCAUAUGAUUGAUCUUUCUGGGAAUACAAGAGAAAACAUGAAUUGUGCUUAUCUUUAUAAUGGGAAAAUCCAUCCGGCUUCCUGUAUGGAUAGACAUUAUUUAAUGUGUGAGAGGAAGGCUGGCAUGGCAAGAGUGGACCAACUGCUUUAAUGCAGAAGGAUG
Messenger RNA from Onychomys torridus (southern grasshopper mouse), 702 nucleotides. It is a transcript of the gene Clec1b, whose product is annotated as C-type lectin domain family 1 member B. The coding region runs from base 1 to 690 and encodes 229 amino acids. The transcript is spliced from 6 exons. Lineage: Eukaryota; Metazoa; Chordata; Mammalia; Rodentia; Cricetidae. The record is from RefSeq and is a predicted model, not a curated record.